Molecule: messenger RNA, 1436 nt
Organism: Cephus cinctus (wheat stem sawfly)
Lineage: Eukaryota; Metazoa; Arthropoda; Insecta; Hymenoptera; Cephidae
Exons: 2
Coding region: 189-1253 (354 amino acids)
Source: RefSeq, a predicted model, not a curated record
AAAAAAAAAAAAAAAAGAUCCGAUAGCCCGUGAAAUUAGCUCGGCAGCACCCGACUUCCUGAUGCAUAUUCAUUUGUAUUUAAGGAGCAUGCUCGUGGCGCCACAUUGAUGUUUUCUCGAUUAAGAAAGGCGUGUCACGUGUGAAAUUUUUCAUUUCUUUAAAAUUCUCAUGUUUUGCGUCACGAAUUAUGUCUCGAUCGAGUCUACUAUCUGUUGCUUGUUACAGUGGUGAUAAUAGGGUAUCUAAAAAUCUUUCUCUGAAGUCUCUCCCGAUUUUGGUUACGUGCGAUUCGCGAGAUAAUGUCCAGAGGAUUCUUAGGUACGGCACAUCUCCACGUAGAAGGCUCUUACAGUCUUUUAUUAAAGCGCACAGUUUGGAAGUACGUCCCAAACGAAGAUUGUGUCACACUGAAAAUGAAUACAAAGGGUCUGGUAGUCAGACUAAUUCUGAAUUAAAUGUGAGGAAGCUGAGACAAGAGUUGGCCAAGGAGAAGAAUACCCGUAAUGGACACGAUACUAGGAAAUCAUAUGAAACUCGGAAAAAUCCAUUUGGACAUCAUGAUACCGAUGGAAAUAUCACCGAUAUAUUCUGUCCAAGACUAUUCGGUGAGCAGAAUGAUUCACUGAAUGAAAACUUUCUGCCGAACUUACAUCCGCUCUCAAGAGCUUUGAAUAUCUCUUCUAAGAGUCUUGAUCUUGUGCCGAGAAACCCCUCAGUUGGUUUAAUUGACUUUCAAGAGAAGAUCGAAUCUGUAAAGCUCAAUAUUUUGCAUCCUGUCGAGAAAGGUAACAUUGAGAGUUUGGAAAAUCAGCAAGAGAUCCUAGAACAGCCAAGUGAAUCGGAGAAAGAGAAAUCUAAAGAUGAAGUUCAGAUAAAUUUGAUGAAUUUGGAAAAGGCAAAAGAGCCGAAAAAAAUUGACUUCAGCCGCGGUGAUGAUUCUUGCUUGAACGAGGAACUUUUACCCGAUGAGAAUCCAUGCAGGUCCGACGCGGCACAGUAUAAGUAUACUGUAGAGUUGGAAGCUGCAAAACGAUCUGUUCAAUGGAGUAACGAGGUUGAUGUUAUCUAUUAUGCAGGGGAUGCUAAUGGAGGUAAGGUAAUACGACGUAAAACAGAGCCACUACGAGAAGAAGCAGAUCAGCAGGCGCGACACAAGCAUUUUAUAAAUAUGGCGCUGACCAGAAGUCUAUUGUCAGGAAUGAAUGCCAGGGGUAGAUUGAUCAAUCCCAGGAUCGCCCUGUUUCACAAAUAAAAUUUAAUAGGAAAUAACCGAAAAAGACCGCAUAUCAAAUAGUAUUAUCAUAAGAUCCAAAGAUGUCUGGAUAUAUUUUUUAUUUAUUUUCUUUCAAUUUGGUACGUUUUUAUUCGCGUCUUAACAUAAUGUUAAUCAGUGUAAAUCGUAAUAAAGUAUCGAGGAAAGAUAAGUUAAAUUUAA